Plectropomus leopardus (leopard coralgrouper) is the source of this 1765-nucleotide messenger RNA. Its product is annotated as chymotrypsin-like protease CTRL-1. Gene Ontology annotation, molecular function: serine-type endopeptidase activity. Gene Ontology annotation, biological process: proteolysis. Lineage: Eukaryota; Metazoa; Chordata; Actinopteri; Perciformes; Serranidae. The record is from RefSeq and is a predicted model, not a curated record.
UGGAGGCAAAAACUUAGUGACGGUACAUGAUGGCAGCCUGGACUGCGUGGAUUCUCCUGAUGUGCUCUGCCCUCACUGGCCAUGGGUCAAAGGCUCAGGAUUGUGGAGAUGCACCUUUGAACACAAGGAUAGUGGGUGGCGAGAAUGCCACAGCUGGAUCAUGGCCCUGGCAGGUCAGCGUGCACCUAGAUGUCGCAAGGUCUCACAUCUGUGGGGGGACCCUCAUCAGUGACCUGUGGGUGCUCACAGCAGCUCACUGCAUCAUAGUAAACCGAAUAGAUGCAUGGACUCUCUACAUAGGAAGAGAGACCCAGGCUGGCCCUAAUACUCAUGAGGUGAGCCACACCGUGUCCCAGGUCAUCAUCCAUCCUGACUACAACAAUACGCUUUUCAACAAUGACAUCGCCCUGAUGCAGCUCAGCAGCCCUGUCACUUUCACCAACUACAUCAGACCUAUCUGCCUGGCGAGUAACUCCAGCCAGUUUCACAACGCAACCCUCUGCUGGGCCACUGGUUGGGGCAGACUUAAGAAGGAUGAACCUCUGCCAGCUAAUCGACCACUGCAGGAGGUUCAGGUUCCUGUCAUUGGAAAUAAUCAGUGCGCUUGCAACUACAUCCCAGAAACAGAUGCAAACAUCACUGGCAAAAUGAUUUGUGCAGGACAAGAGAACAAAGGAGUGUGUCAGGGGGACUCUGGUGGACCUUUGCAAUGCAAACAAGGUGAAAAGUGGGUCCAAGCUGGCACUACCAGUUUUGGAGUACCUUGUGCCCUGGCCGAUUUCCCUGAGGUCUUUGCACGAGUGUCUGAAUUCCAGACUUGGAUCAUGGAUCAAGUAGCGGGGGCGAAGGUUGGCUUUGUGACAUUCACUUCAAGUGGCACCGACCCAGACAACAGCUUUGUGUGUCGCACCUCAGUUUCUGGAAACAGGACGGCUUCCACAGCUGGAACUGAGCUUACAUUUGUUGUCAUCUUAGCGACAGUGGUACUGCAGCACAUUGUAGCUCUUUAGAGACUCUUAAGCUUUUGCACUCACAGCUUCUAAAUUGUUCUGAUUUUCAUUGAUCUUCUAAAUCAUUUUACAGAUUAUACUUACAUAUAACCAGUGCUGGGGGGUAACCAAUUACAUGUAAGUAGUUACAGUAUUUUAUUUAAAAAUAAAUGCAAUUACACUAAACUGCAAACAGUUACAGUUAGUGAAAAAAAUGUAAUACAAGUACAAUGACUAAUCAAAUUUUUUUGUGAUUACAAAGGGCUUAUAUUUACAGUAAGCAGGUUCUCCUCCACAGAGCAAUGUUGCACCUCCAUUUAUCAAGAGCUCAUUAUCCUUUAAGAAAUGUAAAAGGAAAUUAUGUAUAUGUAUAUUUACACACAUGAAUAAGUACGUAUGUAUCUGUCCAUCCCUGCAUCUGCACGUCCGUCCAUCCGCCAACCUACCCACCUAUCCAUCUAUCUAUCUGUCUGUCUAUCUAUGUGCAUUGUGCUCAAUGUUUUUCUUCGUUUUCACAAAAUUAUUGUUUACUGACUGGUUAUUACUUAUUCUGCUCGGUGUGCUUUAGUCAUUAGUCAUUGCUUAUAGUCAUUUAUCGUUUUUUGUAUUUUUCCGUAUAAGUUUAGUUGUUUUUUCCCCCCUUUUUAGGAUUACGAUUUGUUUUUCUUCUUAAGUUAAGGGGAGAUCUGUUUGUAUAAGCUUGUAUAUACUUGACCUCUCUCCUGACCUCCUCCUAUAGUUUUUAUGUGUGUGCAAAUAAAAUAAAUUAAAAUCAG